Nannospalax galili (Upper Galilee mountains blind mole rat) is the source of this 1316-nucleotide messenger RNA. RefSeq names its product zinc finger protein 58-like. Lineage: Eukaryota; Metazoa; Chordata; Mammalia; Rodentia; Spalacidae. The coding region runs from base 1 to 1071 and encodes 356 amino acids. The transcript is spliced from 3 exons. The record is from RefSeq and is a predicted model, not a curated record. Gene Ontology annotation, molecular function: DNA-binding transcription factor activity; RNA polymerase II cis-regulatory region sequence-specific DNA binding. Gene Ontology annotation, biological process: regulation of transcription by RNA polymerase II.
AUGGGCUUCGGGAACACGUGCAGGGAAUUGAUGUCAUUCAGUGAUGUGGCCAUUGAUUUCUCUCCAGAGGAGUGUAAAUACCUGGACCCUGCUCGGUGGGAUUUAUAUAAGGAUGUGAUGUUGGAGAAUUACAGCAACCUUGUAUUCCUGGGUCUUGCUGUCUCUAAGCCGUUUCUGGUCACAUUUCUGGAGCAAAGUCAAGAGUCUUGGACUGUGACGGAGGAGAAACUUCACAAAUGUGAAGAAUGUGAGAAAACUUUUAACUGUUCUUCAAGACUUAAACAACACCAAAGAAUUCAUACUGAAGAGAAACCCUACAAAUGUGAAAAAUGUCACAAAACUUUUAACUGUUCUUCAAGACUUAAACGACACCAAAGAAUUCAUACUGAAGAGAAACCCUACAAAUGUGAAGAAUGUCACAAAACUUUUAAGUCUUCUUCAUACCUUAUACAACACCAAAAAAUUCACACUGGAGAGAAACCCUACAGAUGUGAAAAAUGUGGCAAAGCAUUUAGGAGGUCUCAAUACCUUAACCAACAUCAAACAGUUCAUACCGGAGAGAAACCUUACAAGUGUCUAGAAUGCGACAAGACCUUUAGUACACUUUCAAAAGUUUCUGCUCACCAGAUAAUUCAUAAGGAGAAACACUAUGCAUGUGAAGAAUGUGACAAAACGUUUUACUGGCAUUUCAGACUUAAACAACACCAAAGAGUUCAUACUGGAGAGAAACCCUACAGAUGUGAAGAAUGUGGCAAUGGCUUUACUACUUCCACAGCACUUUAUAACCACCAGAAAAUUCAUACUGGAGAGAAACCUUACAAGUGUGAAGAAUGUGGCAUGGCUUUCUACAGGUCAAAUCACCUUCACCGACACCAGAGAAUUCAUACCGGAGAGAGACCCUACAAGUGUGAUGAAUGUGGAAAAGCCUUCACCAGGUCAAAUCUCCUUUACAAACACCAGAGGAGUCAUACUGGAGAUAAACCCUACAAACGUGAAGAAUGUGGCAAAGCCUUUAAUGACUAUUCUGUCCAUGCUUUACACCAAAGAUUUCAUAGAGGAAAGAAACCUUAAAAAUGUAAAGAUUGUGGAAAUACUUUACUAUUAAUUCAGCCCUUACUCUAUAUCACAGAAUUCACAAUGGAGAGAGACGCUACAAGUGUAAAGUAUGUAGCCCAUCAUCUGUCCGUUGUUCAAACAUGUAUAGCCAUCAUCGAAUUCAUGAUGGAGAGAAACCAAAAACUUAGAAAUAAUAUGUUAAAGCCUCUAAUAAUUCUUCAUAUCUUUGUCAGCAUGAAAUAGUUCAUACAGAUUAUACC